AGCCGGGAGGACAAAMCCAGAGGGGAUUUCAGGAAAUGUUUGGACACUGAAAUCACCCAGGAAGGGCAAAUCUUCCAAAAUCCAGGACGUGAAAAYCUCUGGUGUCGGGUUCUGCAAUGGAGACAAAACAGGGGAGCACAAAGCUGUGUGAGAACCCCAAAGAAUCYCCUGACCAGGCAGAAAUUGGGUUUUUAUGAAUGUAAAACUGUCUUUUCCUCAUUCUCCACCUGUUUUUCCUCAGGGAGCAGCAGCGGGAAGUUCUCGGGAGCGGAGGAAUACGAGAUCGUUUAUCCGCGGAAGCUGCACUCGGUGCGCAGGAGGGAUGCGGGAACCACCUCCGAGAGCAAAUACGAUGAGACGGUGAAGUACGGGAUCCGAGCCAACGGGGAGGAAGUGGUGCUGCAGCUCCGAAAAAAUCGACACGUGGUUUACAAAUACGAGGCCCUGAAAGAAGAACCCAAAACCUGCGGGCUCCUCAACAACUCCUGGGAGCAGGACUCGAGUGACCCCACUGACGAGCUCUUCAAAUCCAGCAACAGCCCCGAGAUGAAAGCUUACCUGAAAGCAAAGAAGUACCUGGAGCUCUACAUCGUCGCAGACAAUGCCUUGUACAAGAAAUACGAUGAAGACGUUAAAAAYAUAAGACAGAGGAUUUUUGGAAUUGUCAAUUACAUCAACACGGUUUAUAAAGCCAUCAACACCCACGUGGCUCUGGUGGGGCUGGAGGUGUGGUCGGACGGUGACAAAUGUCCCCUGAGCAGGAARGCCGGUUUCACCCUCGACGCCUUCUCCAAGUGGCGCCUGUCGGAUUUGCUGAAGAGGAAACGCAACGACAACGCUCAGCUCAUCACCUCGGUGAUUCCCAAGGAAUUCAGCUCGUGCAGCCUGCAGAGCUUUGAGAAGUUCAUGCUGGCCGACAUGCCCGAGUGCCUGACCAACGUCCCCGCGCUCAGCAGCAUCGUGGCCCCGCCGUCCUGCGGCAACGGCUUCGUGGAGAAGGGAGAGGAGUGCGACUGCGGCACCCCCGAGGUACCCGGGGCGGAAAAUCAUUGGGAAAGGGAGAGGGAAAAAUUCUCCAGAAACACCAGAAAAUCAUUUCCAUCCACAUCCCCCUCAGCAGGAAAGGCCAUUCCUAAAAAAAAAAGAAAGGAUCUGGAAUAUUCCAAAUUUUCCCAGUUGUCCCAGCAGGAAUCCCAAACUGACCCCGCUGCCUUUCCCCCCGCAGAGGCGACGGAAGGCGCGGCCUCGUGCUACCACAUGAACGAGAGGGGCGCGUACUACGGCUACUGYCGCAAGGAGAGGGGCAGCCACGUCCCCUGCAAGAGAAAGGACAGGAUGUGUGGGAAGCUCUACUGCUCCGGGGGGAACGAGAUGCCGCGGACUGGGAGCYUGGUGAUCUUCAAUUCCUGCAAAGCCAGCUUCCCCAGAAACGGAGAGUCGGACGCAGGGAUGAUCCUGGACGGGACCAAGUGUGGCAACGGAAUGGUGUGCAGCCAUGGCGAGUGCAUCCACGCCGAGGAGGUGUUCAGAUCCACCAACUGCUCUGCCAAGUGCUCCGGCCACGCUGUGUGUGACCACGAGCUGCAGUGCCAGUGCGAGGAGGGCUGGGCACCCCCGAACUGUGACAGCUCCUCCACCUUCACCGGUAUCGCUGUGGCCGCUGGGGUUCUGGCAGUGCUGGCCAUCACCGCCGCCGCCGCYGUGCUGCUCACCCGCCUCCGAGGAUCCCGAAAGAGCCACCAGAGCCGGACGGGACCCGGUGCAACCAACCAGGUGUUUGUGGAUCCCGAGCAGAGCUGCAGGGAGUGCCCCGUGCCGGUGCCACUGGGGCAGCAG
Malurus melanocephalus (red-backed fairy wren) is the source of this 1836-nucleotide messenger RNA. RefSeq names its product zinc metalloproteinase-disintegrin-like crotastatin. Gene Ontology annotation, biological process: proteolysis. Lineage: Eukaryota; Metazoa; Chordata; Aves; Passeriformes; Maluridae. The record is from RefSeq and is a predicted model, not a curated record. Gene Ontology annotation, cellular component: plasma membrane. The annotation marks the transcript as partial. Gene Ontology annotation, molecular function: metalloendopeptidase activity. The transcript is spliced from 13 exons.